Molecule: messenger RNA, 995 nt
Organism: Dreissena polymorpha
Lineage: Eukaryota; Metazoa; Mollusca; Bivalvia; Myida; Dreissenidae
Exons: 5
Coding region: 564-944 (126 amino acids)
Source: RefSeq, a predicted model, not a curated record
GUGUGCACUGGCUGUUGAGCCUGGAGGCAGAGGGUGUUGACCUGUCCACCCUUCCACAGACAAAGGAGGCCCCUCUCUCAUACAUGCCAGAGAAACCUAUCAGCUCCUCCUCCAACUCCCUCCUCAUGGGGGUAUCAAAGCCCCAGACCUCGAUGCCACAUGAUAUCAUUGCGUCCCUGGCAGAUCUUGAUGGCUUCAUGUCAAACUAUGACAUGGCUGCCAUCAUUUCUGCCGGACCAGUUUCAGGCCCCACCCAGAUGACCCCUUUUGCCAUAAGGGAUCUUCUCAAGAGCACUUCCGCUCAGCUCCCUGGUCUUCUCACUGGCCCCUGCCAAGAAGGACCCUACAUGGCACCUACAGGGACCCAUCCCCUGACCCCUCUUGAUGAGGACUAUGGAGACUCUGCUUUCAGCAUAAAGGCCACUAAAAUGGUCAAGCCAUGUGCCCCCUUCAGAAAGGUAGACAACAAGCCCAUAAAUCAGGUGCCAGUGUUGGUGGCAAGUGAGUGCCCUCACGUGUUUUAGAACCGCAAGCGGUGUGUGGCGCAUAACAGCGCUGCCGUCAUGGAGCGAGCCACGCCAGGAGAGGCACAGGAAAUGGCUGCACUGAGGUUGAAGAUUAUGGAGAGCAUGCAGGCAAAGAGAGCCAAGAUGGCUGACUGGAUCCAGGAACAGAGUGACCGGGUUCAUAAGCAAGCGGUCAGCGAACUCCAAAAGGAGACAAGCCGUAAACGCAAGGCCAUCAACACGAUCCACUACUUUAAGCAUGCUGAGAAGUGUGCCAAGCUUGUGCCCCAGGUGGGCAAGGUAGUCCAAGACAGUGAGGAGAAACCCAGAGCUGGUGGUGUAAGGGCAGAUACUGCUAAGCUGCCCAGGAUUGUCCUGAAAAUCCACAGAGACAGAAACAACAACUGGGUUUCUAAACAAGGAGAGAGGAACUGUUGAGCUGUGCCCCAGGACUUUCUAUUUUUUUGAUCAAUUAAUCAAAUCUAAUUA